Seminavis robusta is the source of this 555-nucleotide messenger RNA. NCBI's taxonomy places the organism in Eukaryota, Bacillariophyta, Bacillariophyceae, Naviculales, Naviculaceae. The record is from the annotation of a GenBank genome assembly.
AUGAGUGGAGAGAAGCGCCUACGAGAUUUCUCCUUGGAGGAUCUCGACAAGGAGAUGAAACGAAGACGCGCACAGGAAGCCAACAGCUCCACAGCUGUGCUUCCCCGUGCUUCCAACAUUGGCCAAAAGGCUGCCGAAGACAUCCUCAAACGCCACUGCUUCCUGACAAAGGAACAACGCAAGUCUUGCGGUGAAGCCUUCCCAAUGGAUCUAGCAAUCUCUCUCUUGAGACAACAUCCAAAGUUGGUGGCACUUCCCUUCAACAAGGAGACUGUCUUUUCCUAUUUUCUUCGAGCCAGCGCUUCAAUUGCCACCAUGGCGGAGAUUUGCUCCAUGUGGAAGGCCCAUGCGCCGAAGUUAAGUUGGAGAAACAGAAACAAGUUGACUCGAACACCAAAUCCAGUCGCAGAUUUCUGCCUCUUUGGUCAAGGAGACACAGAAAUCCUUCUACUUUUGAUGGAUGCAUUUCCAAAUCAUCUCUCUGACUACUUUUUUACAACCACGAAUGGUGCUAUGUAUACCCCAUUGUACUAUUUCUCGAUCGUUGUGCCUUGA